This is a messenger RNA of Triticum aestivum (bread wheat), 2047 nucleotides long. RefSeq lists its product as uncharacterized. The record is from RefSeq and is a predicted model, not a curated record. The transcript has 3 exons. Lineage: Eukaryota; Viridiplantae; Streptophyta; Magnoliopsida; Poales; Poaceae. Bases 156 to 1982 code for a protein of 608 amino acids.
GGACUGAGAUCGAGUCCGGCAAGGACCAGGAUGAGAAACUCAGGAAGGAGCUUAAGAAACUCACCAAGGAGUAUGAGAGACUCAGGUUUGAGUUGUCUCAGGAGGGUGAGGGGACGGUGCGGCAUUUUGACAAGAAUCCGCGGCAGAGGAAGGAGAUGCUGAGGGAUCUGGAGAUGGUACUCAACAACAUAGAAAUCGAGUUACUGAAGGGGACCGAGACGGAUUCCAUCAAGGAGCCGGAGAUUGAGAGGGAUUCUGAUUCCGAGUCUGGCGAUGAGAGAGGCGCAGAUUGGUGGGCGUCCCUCAUAAGUAUGGAGCCCCAACCCCAAUUGGGACUCAGCAAGGGGACGGUGAGGGAUUCCAGCAAGGAGCCGGCCAUGGAGAGGGAUGAGAUGAAGGAGACGUUUUCAAGGAAGCACCAAACCCUGGUAAAGGAGCUCAUCUCCGCGGAGAGGGAGCGCAAAGACUUGCUUCUCUCCAUUACACCCACGUUUUCUCUCUGGAAACAAGUGGAUUCUCAAAAAACAUGGCGGAGACAGCCAUGCCCUGCAGCUAGGGAUGAUGGGGAACAAGACCUUGCAGACUACCUCAACUCAAUGCUCCAAGCCAUGGAGGACGUGGGCCAUCGGAUGCUAUCUAUGUUGGAUUUUCUCAACAAAUCUGAUUCUCCAGGGUCCAUCUGCUUGUACAAGGCCAGCGAGCUGCACAGUACAGCUGCCAGAUUAGACAUGCUCAUCUCCAAGGAAUUCAAUACGGACCAGCACCCGGAGACGAUGCAGGUGCAAGAGGAGGAGGAUCUUUCCUUCGACUUGUUGAGUCUUUUCACCAAGUAUUCUCAGUUUCCAAAUAAUUACCACAACACAUUGUCCCAGUUAGUUAUGGAGGAGUAUGAGGAGAAAAAGUAUGAGGUCGCGAAGGUUGAAGAGGAGGAGCAGGACAAGGACGAAUCCACAAUGGAGUAUCUCAAGGAAAGGAUGGACAUCGAGCAACAAUUUCUCGCCUAUGACCGGACAUACUGGGAAGACGUGUGGGGCAGCAGGAUCGGACGUUGCGGUAGAUUUAUGGAUACAACCAUAUUGAGCCCUAUGCAAUUUACACACUACACACCUGGUGGCAUCCAUUCCCCUGCUGCUGUCGCCGGUACUACUCUGCAGAUCUAUUCAGUCAAGAUAAAGGAUUUAAGAGGCUUGAACUGGCCACUCAGAGUGUACGGUGUGAUUGCUGCUCGAGACACUGUGGAUCACAACCGCAACAUUUUAUUCUCUCGGUCAGAGUUUAACUACCAAGAACUCAAUGAACAAGAUCCUUACUUAUGCUUGACUGGUCCGUCUCGUGCCAUUGUUGUUUUGGGACAUAUUGACUUUGAAGUUGAACUUCAAGUAACCGAUGGAGCGCAGUCCCAAACAUUGAUCAGCUGUAGAGAGCGUUACGGCAGUACAGAUGCUUUUUUCUCUUCCUUGGCCAGCGUCACUGAUGGUGGUGAUGGACGGACCUUUUUGCUCUCCAACCAGAGCUGUACAACUGAGGUAACCCUUGGCCAGCUUGAUAGAUCACUCCAAGCUACCAUCAUGGGUGUACGUGUUACCGAAGGGCCUUGGCCUUUUAAGUAUGGAUGCCGAGUUGUUUGCUCGUGGUCUUCUGCUGCUCCGAUAUGUUCCAACGACACCACUUGUAGGCAAGUUGUGCUGUUUGAUCACCGUGGUAAAGGAAUGCGUAGAGGAUCAGAUGGGUACCUUCAUUUGUCAAGGAAAGUGAUUUCCAUAGAAUCAUAUGGGACACUGAGAGUGAGCAUUGAAUCUUAUGGCAAGUCUGGCCGCCAUAUUGCUCGGAAGGAUAGUAUUCACUUUCCUGUUCAGAAGUGUCAAACAAAGACGCUUACUUGUCCAGUUGGUGAUGGUGGCGCCACCGUGGAGGUUACAGUUGCUUGGUCGUUGCUUGUGAAGGAAAAGGUGUAUCUCUCACUCGUUGAUUGUCCUAUGUAAGGUGUAUCACCGAUUGCCCUGCCAUAUACAGUAGUAAUGUAAGGUGUCAAACUGACUUGUGUCUA